Ictidomys tridecemlineatus (thirteen-lined ground squirrel) is the source of this 3269-nucleotide messenger RNA. It is a transcript of the gene Gnai1, whose product is annotated as G protein subunit alpha i1. Gene Ontology annotation, molecular function: G-protein beta/gamma-subunit complex binding; GTP binding; GTPase activity. NCBI's taxonomy places the organism in Eukaryota, Metazoa, Chordata, Mammalia, Rodentia, Sciuridae. Gene Ontology annotation, biological process: adenylate cyclase-modulating G protein-coupled receptor signaling pathway. The record is from RefSeq and is a predicted model, not a curated record. Gene Ontology annotation, cellular component: heterotrimeric G-protein complex; cytoplasm.
UGCGGCUCGGCCACCGGCUGGAGGGCGGUAGCCUCUGAAGCCAGAGCCUUCAAACCUGGGUCUCCCGGCGCUGAGCGGCGCCAAAAGCGGAGCCGAGCCGGGGAACCAGGCGCCCAGGGCUGUUUGCUCGUUUGCGGAAAGCGUUUCUCUGGACUCCGUUUAGGACGUAGUGGGGGUGGUGUGGCCGGCGUUGGGAGGUAUUGGAAAGAGAGCUUUCACCUGUGUUCCGAGGCAGCAACCGGGCGCGGAGGGAGCGGCGGCAGGCUCUCGCUCUAGGCACCAUGGGCUGUACGCUGAGCGCCGAGGACAAGGCGGCGGUGGAGCGGAGUAAGAUGAUCGACCGGAACCUCCGCGAGGAUGGCGAGAAGGCGGCGCGCGAGGUCAAGCUGCUGCUGCUCGGUGCUGGUGAAUCAGGAAAAAGUACAAUAGUGAAGCAGAUGAAAAUUAUCCAUGAAGCUGGCUACUCAGAGGAGGAAUGUAAGCAGUACAGAGCAGUGGUCUACAGUAACACCAUCCAGUCGAUCAUUGCCAUCAUUAGGGCCAUGGGGCGGUUGAAGAUAGACUUUGGUGACUCGGCUCGGGCGGAUGACGCCCGCCAACUCUUUGUGCUUGCUGGGGCUGCUGAAGAAGGCUUUAUGACUGUAGAACUUGCUGGAGUUAUAAAGAGAUUGUGGAAAGAUAGCGGUGUACAAGCCUGUUUCAACAGAUCCCGAGAGUACCAGCUUAAUGAUUCUGCAGCAUACUAUUUGAAUGAUUUGGACAGAAUAGCACAACCAAAUUAUAUCCCAACUCAGCAAGAUGUUCUCAGAACCAGAGUGAAAACUACAGGGAUUGUUGAAACCCAUUUUACUUUCAAAGAUCUUCAUUUUAAAAUGUUUGAUGUGGGAGGUCAGAGGUCUGAGCGGAAGAAGUGGAUCCACUGCUUCGAGGGAGUGACAGCCAUUAUCUUCUGUGUGGCCCUGAGUGACUAUGACCUGGUUCUAGCUGAAGAUGAAGAAAUGAAUCGAAUGCAUGAAAGCAUGAAAUUAUUCGACAGCAUAUGUAACAACAAGUGGUUUACAGAUACAUCCAUUAUACUGUUUCUAAACAAGAAGGAUCUCUUUGAAGAAAAAAUCAAAAAGAGCCCCCUCACUAUAUGCUAUCCAGAAUACGCAGGAUCAAAUACAUAUGAAGAAGCAGCUGCAUAUAUUCAAUGUCAGUUUGAAGACCUCAAUAAAAGAAAGGACACAAAGGAAAUAUACACCCACUUCACAUGUGCCACAGAUACUAAGAACGUGCAGUUUGUUUUUGAUGCUGUAACAGAUGUCAUCAUAAAAAAUAAUCUAAAAGAUUGUGGUCUCUUCUAAGUUUUGCAGUUAAUAGUAAAAUGCAUUUUCAAACCAAAUGAGUACUUAUGUAUGGAUCUCUCUAGACUAGAGUCUUGCAGCAACACAGAAUGUAGUUAUACAGCAGAUGCAUCUGGGAUCUGACCAAAGUGGUUCUGUUUGUUUCUUUAGCUGAAAGUAACAGAAGGACCUUUCUUAAUUGUGAAAUAUGGUCCUGAAUGUGAAAAUGAAGGACAGUGUUAACGCUGGGCUCUAGUAUAUUGAUUUCUGUGUAAGUGUAAAUAUGCAAAUGUAUGUAUAAUGUAUUUAUAACUUUUAUUUCCCACAUUACUUUUAGGUUUAAGAGUGGCAACUUAUAAUUCUAGUGUGAUGGCUUUGGAAAUAACAUAAAUAUUAAGUACCUUGUACUGAAUGACAGACUUUUACUGUAUUUGCCAGUUUUAAAAAGCUUUAUUUAUGUUCAUGUCCUAUAAAUUUUUAGGUACAAUAAUUGAUAUUAGAAAAUGUCACAGCCCCUUAUCUUGAUUAUAUGUAUACUUGGAUUCAUAAAAAUGUUAUUUGUACAAACAUUGCACAGACUAUUUUAAUAACAUGUUUUGUUCUUUAAAUUUAAUGUGUUUUAUUGAAACGUUCUUAAAAAGGAUGAGUAUACCUGCCUUUGGAUCAAUUAUUUCAAUAUGUAUGCAUUUUAAUCAUUCUUUUAUUUAAUGAGUGCAUGCUGCUCUGAUUCUACCUUAGAUUUAGUUUGAAAAAUUAAAACUUCAGAUUUUUGAGGAUAUACUAUCUUAGACUUAUAAACACAUAAUUUUUAUUCAUUUGGUUUGUUUUCACUUUGAAUUUUAAUAUCUGGAUAGCAUUCAUGCAUUACCUUAAAGGUGAUGCCAGAUUAAUUUUAUACACUUUAAAUAACUACAUUUUUAUUUAUAACUAAGUUUAGGUGGAUGUUGAGAGCAUUUUGUGGGUAAAAAAAUAAUUUAGCAUAAUGAAUUUUGAGACAUUCAUUUGUGUAUUUCCUUUGGGAAAUCCCUUGUACUUAGCAUACAUAAUAGUUUCUUGUUUGCAGGAUAACACAAAAGAUCUUUGAAUACUCUAUUGCUGAUAUUUUAUGUAAGCUUUAAAUUCACACAUGUAACUUGUUUCCAAUUUAAUUAUAACACUAUGUUAAAAUGACUUUUUUUCUUAGAUAUUCAAAUUCUCUUGUUGAAAUUUAUAUUUUUUUUCUUUUUAAAUUAUACUGUUAUUUCUGACAAUUAAAUGGACAGUAACAUCUAGAAAAUGAGUAAUAGUAUUUAACAGAAUCAGUGAUUGUGUGUAUGGUCAAAUAAGUGUUACAUAUCAGCUAGAUAUUGAACAUUGGUAGAAUCAUUUUUCUUUCGAUUAUUUACAAGGUGUCUCUGUGACCUUGUUUUAACCAAAUGAACAGCACUCCCUGCUCCCAUUCCCCCCCCACCCCACCCCCGCCACUUUUUUUUUUACUCAUCCUGAAAAACUAAGUCUUUCAGUAAGCGUUGCUGGUAAGUGGUUCUUGAGUUUAGUUAUGUGUUGUCAUUUUGUUCAAGUAUGUUUGUUGAAGUAUGUGUAUAGAUGUGUGUAUGGGUAACCAUGAACUACAUUCAUAUCUGUUUCAUUAGGGGAUUUUUUUUUCCUUCUUUGUAAAGAAAUUCAAAGUUAGCGAAAUUCCUUAAAUGUGUUAGUUUAGAUUCUUUAUGUGCCUUUCAUGAAAGAUAUGUUUUCAUUAAUUUUACUGAUGGAAGACCUGUAAGAUCCACAUUGUGAAGCUAUCUUUGAAAUUUAAAUUAUGAAUAAAUUUGAAUGAUGAGGAAUAUGGUUUUAAAAGCCACAAAGAAGCACAUACUGGUGACCAUCAUUGGUGAAUUCUUGAACUUUAUUCUCUGUGACUGUGUUACUAAUAAAUCCUAAUAAAUCUAAAUUUUUAAAAUUUUA